This is a messenger RNA of Aptenodytes forsteri (emperor penguin), 4312 nucleotides long. It is a transcript of the gene RAB43, whose product is annotated as RAB43, member RAS oncogene family. Gene Ontology annotation, biological process: regulation of exocytosis; protein secretion. Gene Ontology annotation, molecular function: GTPase activity; GTP binding. The record is from RefSeq and is a predicted model, not a curated record. The transcript has 3 exons. NCBI's taxonomy places the organism in Eukaryota, Metazoa, Chordata, Aves, Sphenisciformes, Spheniscidae. The coding region runs from base 1 to 456 and encodes 151 amino acids.
AUGCAGCAGAGUCAGAAGUUGCAGAUCUGGGACACAGCUGGCCAGGAGAGAUUCCGAACUAUCACACAGAGUUAUUACCGCAGCGCCAAUGGAGCAAUCCUAGCCUAUGAUAUCAGCAAGAGAGGCUCUUUCCUGUCCAUUCCUCGCUGGAUCGAGGAUGUGAGAAAGUAUGCCGGUUCCAACAUAGUACAAUUACUGAUUGGAAACAAGUCUGACCUAAGUGACCUUCGAGAGGUUCAGCUGGAAGAAGCUCAGAGUCUGGCUGAACACUAUGAUAAUAUCAUCUGUGCCAUAGAGACCUCUGCGAAAGACUCCAGCAAUGUGGAGGAGGCUUUUGUGAAGAUGGCUACAGAGCUCAUGAUGAGGCAUGGAGGCCCUAUGUUCAGUGAGAAGAAUACUGACAGCAUCAAGCUUGACAGCAAAGACGUUGUAGAAGGCUGGGGGUGUGGUUGCUGAUAUGAGCUAGGUGAUAUCCCUAACUUUACUGGAAUUUAGAUGGUGCUUCACCCUAAUGCUGAGUAGCACGGUAGCCAUAUUCUCCUCCUCCUGUGAAACCAGCGAUUUUGUAGAAGUUAGACACAAUCCUGUUUGCUUUGGUGUCUUAUUUUUAAAAAGGGACUCAAGAGAGGUAGUCCUAAAAGUCAAGCCCUCUGAAAAACUUACUCAACAUUUGUCCCCACCAUUUUCUUUUCUGUAACCUUCAUACAAGUUACAAAAGUGGAGGAAACAACUUUGAACUGGUAAUGUGGGGUGGGGAGACAGAUGGUUGGGGAAGAGACUGAUGCACACCCAAAGUUCUGAAGCAUUUAGCAGACUGUUGGCAAAGGAAGUCAUUUUUGGAAUAAGCAAUCUUGACAGUGUCUCUUUAAAUCCUCAGCACUCCACCAAUGACCAGAAAGUGACAGUGUCUUUGAUAAAGGUAUUUCAAGUGUCAGAAUACCCAGCGUUUUGAUUACAGGACCAAAUAGCAGUCACCUGUCCUAAGGCAUAUGGAUUGCUUGUUAGUAUUGGAACAGGCCCAGGUGAGGAAGCCUUCUCUCAGGUUUUGUUAUAAUUUUUUUAAGUUAUCAUUUUAAAAGCAACAUCAGCCUGAGCAAUAUCACGACUUGCUGUCAAGCACGAUUGGACCAGUGUAGUUAUUUUAAAUACAGCCUUGAGGAGGGGGUAGAUGCAUUUCACUUGUUAUUGUUUGCACAGUGAUAGCUCCCUCUUCCAAGUGGGUAUCACUGAGUUUUUGCCCUCAGGUCUCUUUAUUUCAUUCUGUAACUCAAGACCUGCACCACUGGAAACAGGAACUGGAGAAACCUUGAACUGACUGGUAGCCAUGAUCUCCUGCCAUGUGCCUAAUGGUCAUAUACAGGGUUAAUUCUGGUCAUACAUUUGACAUGUUACCAGAGUGUUUAUUGCUUAAGUGGCAUAAGUGGAUUUGGGUUUUUUGUUUGUGUUUUGUUUUUUUUUUUUUUUAAACCAUCUCUUGAAAUACAGUCUGGGCAUAUAAUGGGCAAGAAGACCUCAGAAUAGCUGAAAACUGCAUGCAUUGCACUUCUUGGUUGUAAGAAACCAGCGUCUUUUCAAGUGAUUCCCUCCCAACUUUGUACUCAACUGCUUCCCUCUCUCUAUCAGAAGUUCCCAAUUGCUUUUCAUUUCUUGAAAACACUCAGCAGGAAAACCUUUCACUGUUGAUCAAAAGUCUACAUUGUUAAGUAACACAGAUUUCAUAAUUCAACUACAUAUUUCAUAAUUCAACUACAUACAGUUGUCUUUCACAUUCAGCUCUGUAUUAUAUGUUGUAGAUGCAGUUGAAGUACUGAUGGCAGCAGUCCUCUCUGGGUUUACACUCUCAAGCACCUUACAAAAAUGGAUUUGCAAAGGGAGCAGAAGCAGGAUUAUUUUUAACUCUGCAGUUAAAGCAAAGGUGUUCAAGUGAUUUUUGCAAUCCUGACACUUUGAAGGAGCUCAUUUUCAGAAAGCACCCACUUAAAGUGAAGUCACUUGUCACUUUUGAAAAUCUUGAUCAAAAAGGACCCGCACUGGUUUGCUACUAGGGCUACACCAGCUUUUAGCCAUUCAACAUAUCCAGUAUCAUGAAAAUCAGGAAGGUUUAAGAAAGGGCUAAUGGAUCCUAAUUUCAAUACUACUCAUCUUCCUACAGAAAAUACUAAACCAUUCUCUGGUCUUUCUGGUUUUUUAAACUACGAGGUAGAUAAUUGAGGAGUUACGUAUGCUUUGUAGCCUGUUUGCUUCUAAUCUAAGGGGUUAGUUUUCAAGUUUUAUAGUUGUAAGAGUGAAAGGGCCUUAAAUUUUUCAAUUAGUCUAGCUUUCAUAAUUCCAGUGUUUUAUAUGGAAGGGCAGGUUGAGCUGCAGUACUCAGUAGUAUUUUUGGAUAGUUUUCCAGGACAUUCCCAGCUCUCCUACAUCCAAAGAUAACAGGCAAUAGGUGUCCAGCAGUAGCUAGACACCGAAAAUGAGAAUUGUCUGAACUCUAGAUUUGUUAGCGAUUAGCAAACCCCGUAUUCCACUCUCAGGAGAAGCUACGAAGACAGUCCAAGCUAAAACUCAGUCCUGAUGACUGCUUUUCCUCCUGGUGAGAUGGUCCUUAAGAUACAGAAUACUAGCAAGCAUUUGACUUUGUCAUGACAUAUUAUAGUUUACAUCUGUAGGUCACAGUCCUGCAGUUCUGCAUGCUUGAACAGGGACCCUCAGAUAAACUCAGCCUCCCGCUAUUUGCAGGAUUAGUGCCAAAUUAUUUAAGCCAUGCUGAUAAAAAAUCACAUGCAUUUAAGAACAGUAUCGCUACUACUCAGAUUGAAAUCAGUAGUUUACAUAGUAACUCAUGUUAAAACUGGAGCAAGAUGCAAAAUUAACAUAAAUCCUGCUUCCAAUGCAGUCAGUGAAUGAUUGUGUUUUUACAGUAGAUGGAGAACCGAGGAAUUAUUGAUCCAUUUCCUUAGUUUUGAGGUUUGUUUAGUAAACAAGUAGAAUUAGACUAAGCACUAUACUCUUCCUUACAACUUGCCCCCAUAUAUCUCUUAAACUAGUCUUGAAGAUUGAGACUCUGCCUGCAAGUUAGUCUGUUUCAGUCAGGAAAACAUGAAACAGCAUCAGUGAUUUGUUCACCGUGUUUUCAAAUGAAGGCACCAAUUCAGGUUAGUUUUCAUUUUGCUGUAGAAAACAAAGACUAUGGCUUUAAGUCAGCUUUGUCUUCUAACUCGGCUCUUCUAUGUUGUAACAAGUGUAAUACAAGUUUGCAUGUGCUACCUAACUGAACAAAAGGGAACAAAGAAAUAGACUGAAGACCUGGUUUAUUUUUUCAGGUUAGUAGCAGAUAUGACAGACAGUGCUUGGGCUGUCAGUAGUAAAAGGCUAUUUCAAUUACCAAACCCUUUCUUUGUCUAUUAGUAGUAGCACAAUACUCACUAGCCUGACAGCUUUUUGACCAGAAAUAAAUUAAACAGUAAAUGUAACUUAGAGCUUUUCACUCCCCUUCUGAAGACUUUUAUUAAAUCCGUAAUUCACACACAUAGCUAUGUAAUUCAAGUAUUAGGAAGAGAGUCCUAUUGGUUUAAUUCCAUUAAUCCUAUUGAAACCAAAAGGAUACCUGGGUGAAGAGGGUGAGUAGCAAUAAACCUGAGAUUUACAGGUAAAAACCUCAGUUUCAAAUCUUAGGUUACAAAUGUGCACUGAUGUACACCAAGUGAAUAAUUCAGUAGUGCAUGAUCAGAGUUCACAGCAUAAACAUUUGCCAAGAAACCUGUUUACUGGCAGUUGAACAUUAACAAGACUAUGGUGCAGUAAUUGCUUUUAAGCAGAUCUCCUUGGCUGACCAUUUAGUUGCAUUAGUAUUUAUAAUUUAUUUUUGGCAGUACCCAAAGUGUGCAAAAUAUUACAAAAACACAGAAGGGGACAUUGAUCUCUGCCUUGUAACACUUAGGAGUGGAAUGCAGAGGCAAAUACUGAAAUGAAAUCAUCAGCAGAAUGUGGUUCCCAGGAGCGUGGGCAUUGUUAUCCUUUGUAUUGAUUUUGAUUUAAGCUAAUUUUAUCUCCAGUUACUCAUCCAGUCCAUCAUGGAUGAAACUUGUACAAAUAUUUAUAAUUAUGUAAAUAUAAUACCAAAUAAACGUCAGCCCGGAAACCUGCUAACAUUUACUUUGCAAAACAAAAUUUUAAAAAAAUGAAAAUACUUAAGAACAGAGGAAAAGUCCUAAUGAUUUUAUCACUCUCACUGUACUGAAAAGCAGGUCACUUUUGGGGGGGGAGGGGGAACUACAAAACUAAAUGAAGCCUAGCUAAUACUGCAUAGAUUUCUAAGAAC